This is a messenger RNA of Spizellomyces punctatus DAOM BR117, 2282 nucleotides long. RefSeq lists its product as uncharacterized. The transcript has 3 exons. NCBI's taxonomy places the organism in Eukaryota, Fungi, Chytridiomycota, Chytridiomycetes, Spizellomycetales, Spizellomycetaceae. Gene Ontology annotation, molecular function: protein binding. The record is from RefSeq and is a predicted model, not a curated record. Bases 222 to 2024 code for a protein of 600 amino acids.
GCCUAUCGCUCUUCCUGUCAUCGGAACUUUCAACUCGCUAAAAAUUAAAGUCUGCGCGUUGGAACACUUGAUUGUGUGUAUUUAAAAAAAAUAAGAGUUUCUUUUGCACAAAAACGGCUGCGGAAGGAAAAAGAGAUAGCGCCCAUGGCAAAAAACGGGAUAUUGCAAACGACCUCUAGCAGCUCAUUAGCGGUCUUUCCUACCUUGAGCAACUCCCAACCAUGGCCGCCACUGCAUUAGGUCGCCCCGCAUUCCCAACUCCCACUUUUACAUCCCUCAGACCUAAACCGCCACUCACCGUCCGACAUGACCCCCCUGGCUCCUUUUCCCAACACAUUUCUGUUGACAUUCGGCCACAUGCCUCUGGCGCGUUCAUUACGGGUGUACCAGGUCUGAAUGCAUGGACCGUGUCUGGCACCGUUCGCAUCAAAAACACUUCUGCCACCAAACACAAGCGGGUCUUGUCGGUUCGACUCGCUUUUCGCGGGUGUGUAGAGACGGUCGUUUUAGAUGACAAGGGGGAUUUAUACCUUGAUGUCAAGGAACUCUUGUCCAAAGAACAAAUCUUAAAUAACCCUGAAGAUAAUGCAGUCUUGCACGAAACGGAAUCGAGGUCGAGUGGAUCGAGUUCAACUGGGGAUGCAAAUACAAAGGGCAUCACCAUUCCACCUUCCGCAUCCGUCACAAUGUCAUUCCAAUUCGAGUUUUCAGAGCCGGAAGGAGGAUUCCAUUUACCCGACUCGAGUAUCAUUGGAGAACAACGGUCAAGCCGCGCUACGAUCCAUUACUUUCUUGAAGCUGCCGUGGUCGCCCAAGGUCGACUCUUGGGUUCCCAGAAACGCUGUUUUCGCAUCCCAGUCCCAUUAGCAUGGUGUCCCACCGCUAUUGCAUCCUACCUCCGUCGCUCCAAUUCACCCAUCCUAUCCCCCACACCCAAAUCAUGGAACCAGUCCGUCCAAGAUCCCCGUCCAGGCCGCUUCCCAUCCUCCAUGCUGGACACCUCGAUCCAAGUAUCGACAACAACCUUGGAACCAGGUCAACCCUUUUCUGUCCAUGUUUUGACGAGUAUCGUUCCAACAGCCGGUAUCCGCAUCUCAAAAAUCCAUGUCAACCUCCACGGAACAGCUCACCUCAAAUCCACUCGAACGAAAUCCCAAAACAAAUUAUCCCUUCCUGCUCUUCAGUGGAUACGUAUACCGUCAACUGACUUGACCGUCAUUCCCUGUCGUAUACCCGCUCCGACUCUGACGCAUCCAAAUUUGAUUCCACCGAGUGUGGAUGUACCCGAUAUGCUCACUCUCUCCUACACCCUCAUUAUUCGCAUCCAACUCGCCAAAACAUCUACAGAUAGAUUCCGGCUGGAGGAUAUUGUUGUUGAAUUUCCGGUUACGAUCCUUGGAUGUGGUCCACGGGCUGCGCGACCUGCUGUUUCCUCCAAAUGGACUGAUAUGCCUUUUGAGAGUGUUCCUGAUGAUGUCGGCCAUGGUUCGGGUCCUGUUCCGUGGGUUCAGCAUCCCAUCAUCCAGCAUCCCACUUUACGUGAUCCAGCAUUGCAACAGCAGAAUGACAAGGCCACCAAAUGGACUGACGUGCCUUUUGGUUCUGCUGCUGAUGAUGUCGGCCACAUUUCCGGUCCUGUUCCGUGGGUCCAGCAUCCCAUUCGAUAUCCCACCUCACACGCUCCAGCAUUGCAACAGCAGACAGACAAGGCCACCAAAUGGACCGACAUGCCCUUUAGUUCUGCUGCUCAUGAUGCCGGCCAUAUUUCGGGUCCUGUUCCGUGGGUCCAGCAUCCCAUUCAAUAUCCCACGUUACGCCAUCCUACCCAGCAAGACCGAACGAACAGGGAUGUAUAUGAAGCUACAGCGAGGUUUUACCCGAAAUUGAAUGAUGAAGUCGAGUUGUGGCCUGGGGAUCGUGUUCUUGUCAAUGAAAUUAUGGAGGAUGGAUGGGCACAGGGAUUCAAUCUCCGCUCAGAACAAUCCGGCGUGUUCCCUAUGGGCGCCGUGAAACGCAUGGAAUAAUUACCAGAGCAAGCAAUAGAUUUUCUUGAUACUAGCACCACACCAUGAACUUUAUAGAGGGCUAGAGUAGUGUUUUGUUUUUGUAGAUAGAUGGUGGGAAAAUAGAAUAGAAUUGGAUGAUAAAUGUUGGUUUUUGUCACUGUUUACCAAGCUCAUCACCAUUGGGGAUAGAUAUUCUAAAAGAUCAUGGACUCUAAUGUUCACGAGGAUAAACUAAAGUGGUGAAAGCGAAUGAACAAAGGGCGGCCUUAAAUGCAA